Pichia membranifaciens NRRL Y-2026 is the source of this 1788-nucleotide messenger RNA. RefSeq lists its product as hypothetical. Gene Ontology annotation, biological process: sphingosine biosynthetic process. NCBI's taxonomy places the organism in Eukaryota, Fungi, Ascomycota, Pichiomycetes, Pichiales, Pichiaceae. Gene Ontology annotation, cellular component: intracellular membrane-bounded organelle; cytoplasm; membrane. The coding region runs from base 1 to 1788 and encodes 595 amino acids. The record is from RefSeq and is a predicted model, not a curated record. The transcript is spliced from 2 exons.
AUGUGGAGGAACUGCUUCCAUUGGCCACAAAUAGCCUUUCUCACUACUACCAAGUCCAGUCUUUGCUAUAGAGAAUCACGUCAUAUGAAGGCAACUAUUGACCUGGAGGGGAAGAGGCUAGUCCUUUCUGGCCAACCUCUGAUGGUAACUACUACGCCUCAAUUGGACAAUCCCCUAGCCUGCUGCCUGCCUGUUUCAACAGCAACGUCUUCGUUUAAUGAGUCGAGGCAGGUCAACUCACUUAUACCUUUUAGGAAUAUCUUGUGGGUUGAAGGGACUAGUUCAGGUAAACCCAAUGAAGUAGAGGUAACAUACGUGUAUCCAAUUUUUGAUGAAAUACCAAUCCAAAUUCCGAACAAAGUUGGUGAGUUUAAAUUACCUUACGAAGAUGCCAAGAGGAAAGUGUAUCCCAUGUCUCAAAUUCUGACCAUUGAACUGGAAGAUGCGAGUGUCUUAGGGGAUGAGAACAUCAGCUUAACAGAUUUUAUAAUAAGAUGCUCAUAUACACACUCUCAGUUUAGUUUGAACGGAUUUAGACAACAAUCGAUUUUUGUUUUGAUCAACCCUCACAGUGGUACAAGUGAAGCUACUAAAAUUUUUAAGGAGGAAGUCCAGCCAAUUUUGUCAGCAGCUCACUGUAAUCUUGAAGUUCAGUAUACCGAGUACAAAGGCCAUGCUAUCGAUAUUGCAAAAUCUAUAAAUAUUCAGAAAUAUGACACGAUUUUAUGUGCUUCUGGUGAUGGAAUACCAUACGAGGUGAUUAAUGGGUUUUUCCAACGUGAAGAUCGUGCUGAAGCUUUUUCCAAAAUCAACGUUGUUCAAACUCCUGGCGGUUCUGGAAAUGCCAUGUCUUUAUCAUGUCUUGGUGCUACAUCUGCAUCAUUGGCUGCUUUGAGGAUUCUGAAAGGCAGACCAUCCCAAUGUGAUUUGAUGGCAGUUGGUAAGGAGUCUUCUGACGAAGUUAUUGUUUCCUUUUUAUCACAAACUUUUGGCGCAAUUGCCCAGGCUGAUAUUGGUACCGAAUGGAUGCGCUCUAUUGGAAGUAUUAGGUUUGAUUUAGGUGUUGCAUAUGAAGUUUUAGCCGGGCACAAAUACCCAUGCGAUUUGGCAGUGAAAUGGAAAUGUAAGAAUAAAGAAGAAGUCUCGAACUAUUAUAUGAACGAAUCUCAAACUAAAGGGACUCCUGAAUCUAGAAGUCGCCGUGGAACUAUCGAGAGAGGAGGUUAUAAAGACUCGGUUAAUGUGAGUACCGAAAGAUACUCUAAAUCGUCAUCGGCUUUUUCAGCUGCUGGUUCAGACCUUAAGGAACUAAGCGAUGAUGAUUUUGAGCUAAAGUACCAAUCAUUUUUCAAAGAGUCGAAGGAUUUUAGUACUUUACCUGAUGAUUGGGAAAUUUACGACAAGGGCACUACAAAUAACAUGAGGAUUUUCUACGCAGGCAAGAUGCCAUAUAUUGCAGCAACGACCAACUUUUUUCCUGCUGCAAUGCCAUCCGAUGGGGCUAUUGAUUUAGUUGUUUUCGAUUCGAGAUCGAGGAUUAUACCGACAGCGGGGGCAUUGCUUUCGUUGGAAAAGGGUACUCAUGUUUGGGAGGAUUGCGUUGAUCAUAGUAAAGUCGAGGCUUUUAGACUGAUACCGAAGGCUGACAGGGAGUGUUACAUAAGCGUUGAUGGUGAGUGGUUUCCGUACGGGGCGUUUCAAGUUGAAGUUCUCAAUAAAGUUCUGAGAACCAUUCUCUGGGAAGGAGAUUUCACGGAGACCGGAUUUCUAGAGAAUAAGAGACUUUAA